This is a messenger RNA of Drosophila mojavensis, 3118 nucleotides long. It is a transcript of the gene DopEcR, whose product is annotated as beta-2 adrenergic receptor. The coding region runs from base 472 to 1440 and encodes 322 amino acids. Gene Ontology annotation, cellular component: membrane. The record is from RefSeq and is a predicted model, not a curated record. NCBI's taxonomy places the organism in Eukaryota, Metazoa, Arthropoda, Insecta, Diptera, Drosophilidae. Gene Ontology annotation, molecular function: G protein-coupled receptor activity; peptide binding. The transcript is spliced from 4 exons. Gene Ontology annotation, biological process: G protein-coupled receptor signaling pathway.
AUAUAAUAUAUAUAUACAUAUAUUCAAACCUUUUAGUAGUGCAUUAAAAGACAUUAAUAAAAAUUUUAAUUAAACUUAGCAAAGAGCGUUGUGAAUUUAAUACAAAAAAAAACUUCAACUAAAACUAAACUUAACUAAAACCAAGUGGAAGCAUCAACUAAAAUAUGGUCUAUUAGUAGUUUUUAACAGUAAAUUUUCAAUGCAACUUUUAAACGAGCUUCAGCGCAAACGAAUUGCAAAACACAAACCAACAACAUUCACCUUAACCUUAAACUUGGAAUAAACAAACAAUCGACAAAAAAAACACACACACCAAAAAAAAUUUGGACGCCGACGCCGACGGCGACUGUGACUGCGACAACGACAGCGACCUUGUCGUGCAUUUGCAUUUAGCUUUUUGGGCUAUUGCACAAUAGAGGGCGCCACACGCUAACUGCUGGCCGUCAUGACAGGAAGUGAGUGGGCAGAAAAAUGCAGGAAAUGAGCUACCUGCAGGAUAAUUCCAAAUUGGAGGCACUCACCAAAGCCGUACUCAUCUCCAUACUGGGCGUGGCAAUUGUAUUAUCCAAUUUACUAAUCAUCGCCACGUAUGCAAACUUCAAAGGUCCCACAGAGGUCAUCAACUACUAUCUGCUCUCAUUGGCCAUCGCGGACUUGCUAUGCGGCCUGCUCGUUGUGCCCUUCUCAGUCUAUCCCGCUCUAACGGGCGAAUGGAUGUACGGCGACAUCGUGUGCCGUUUCACCGGCUACCUGGAGGUGACGCUGUGGGCCGUAUCGGUCUACACGUUCAUGUGGAUCUCGGUGGAUCGCUAUUUGGCCGUGCGCAAGCCGUUGCGCUACGAAACGGUGCAGACGAAGACGCGCUGCCAGUGCUGGAUGGUCUUCACAUGGAUAUCGGCGGCGCUGUUGUGCUGCCCGCCGAUACUCGGCUACACGCAGCCGAUAGUCAAUAAUCUAUCGCACAUCUGCAUGCUCGACUGGGGAAACAUGGCGGCAUACAGCGCUACGCUGGCGAUACUAGUGUUAGGUCCCAGCUUAAUAUCGAUAGUACACAACUAUGGCUACAUAUUUGUAAUGAUGCGUAAGAUACGAUCGGGCGAGCCGAUACAUGAUAAAGAAUAUGCAACAGCAUUGGCUGAAAAUUUAUCGAACCCUAGUCAUAUGAUGUCAUUCGCAUUAGUCUUUGCAUUCUGGAUGUCCUGGCUGCCAUGGAUAUUAUUGCGACUAUACGAGGUGGUCAUGGGCGAGGUUAUCCAAAAUACUCUUAUCAAUUUCGCUGUCGUCUGGAUUGGCAUAUUGAAUUCGUUUUGGAAAAUUUUGAUAAUGUGCAGCAUGUCGCCCCAAUUUCGUAUCGCAUUGAGAGUAUUUUGUUUAACCAUUUGUUGUAAGACUAAGGGCAGAUUGCAAGCGGAGCUAAUCGGGUUGGACCCAGAUGACUAGAGCCGUUAAAUUUUCAAGUAUAAAUUGGUUGUAAAAUGCAUCUCUCUCAAUAUAUAUAUAUAUAUACACACAUAUAUAUAUAGAUAUAUGUGAAAUUCAUCUAUAUAUAUAUAUAUAGUUGCCCUACUAACUGAACCGUACUUGCCUCUAGGCCACAUGGUUGCAUAUUUAAUGGAGUGGCGGGCAGUACGUCUACCCCCACUUCCACUACUCCCAAUACCCAGAACCCACUAAUAACAACAACAAAGAGAACACGAACACGAACAUCUAAACAGAUUUGAAAGACAUAUUCAUUUAGUAGAUCGUAAGCUUUACAAUUUAGUAAGAGAUUUUUAAGCAUAAACGAAAAGAAUUAUGUUACGAAUUCGAGAAAUUUAUUGAUAUAUAUGUAUAUGUAUUAUUGUGUAUUUAUGAGCUUAUAUCUGUAUGUAUAUAGCGUGAUACAUAUCUAGCUAUAUACCCAUAUAGACAACAAAAUCGAUAAUCGAUAGACGAUCAUCGAUAAUAAUAACUAAUGCCUAGUCUACUUCUGUAUUCAACUUAUAUCACAACAAAAUUCUAUUUCUGUUCUAUUUGACCGCAGUUCCGUUACCACUUCCGUUUCCGUUUCAGCCCGCAACUCUAUUAAAAAAAAAAUAAAUAAAUAAACAAAACAAGAAAUAUCUAGACGCUUGGCGUUUAAAGCUUUCGAAAAGUCCAUAUUCAGUAGCAUUCUAGAACCUAGUUUAAAUACUUAACUUAAUAAAUGCCAAAGAGGGAAAUGGAGAGAGAUACCAAGUGGGCGGGGCAUUGUGAGCGUAGUUAAAAGUUUGUAGUUCCACAAGUUCCACGCGCUCCACACGUUCCACAUCGAUAAACUUUAACAGAACUUAGCUCAGAAAUCGAAAAACACAUUUCCAGUAGAAUUAGCGCUAAAUAAAUAUAAUUGAAACAAAAUAAAUAAAAAUGAGAGUAUCGGCGAGGGUAGUCUGAAGAAUUCGUGACUGCAAAUAUAUAUAUUAAAUGUAUAUUAACUUGAAUGCAAUUUUUUUUUAUUUUUCCCCUUCGAAAGUCGUAAAAUUUUCAGACUUGCCUCGUUUAUAUAUUUAGUUUGUAGUUCAGAUAUACACAUAUACUACUAUAUAUAUAUCUAAUGCAUACAAAUCGUAAAAUAUAGUUGAUUAAUAAUUAUAGUUAAUAUAGUUUAAUAUUAAUUUAGUGUUAAUUAGUUGAAUUCACAUCAUGAAUUAUGUAUUAUAUAAACACACAGACACACACACAUAUUACUAUAUAGAUUAACUCGUUUUCUGAAUUGACUGGCGGCACUUAAGCAAAUCCUGGCCACAGAUUUUCAACAGACUGUUGCAAUUUUGCCUAGUUCCCUUAGUGGGUUAAAUUCAGUUUCUAUGAUCUGCGCCGUCUUUUGCUUACGUGCAGCCAGUAUUUGUUGUUAUUAACUCUUAUUGUGAGCACACACACAGAGACAUACGACAUACGUAUAUGAAUUCAUUGUAAAUUCAUUUGCAAUCAUUUAUUAAUGUUAAUUUUACAAAAUGUUAUCGAGAUUUUUUGGCAUGUAAGCAGUGGAAAAAUUGUUAAGAGUAAUAUAUGUAUAUACGUAUAUAUAAAUUAUAUAUAUAUAUGUAUAUGUGAUCAAAAAAUUGAGUGCAGUAAAUUAAAGAGUAAAUGGAAAGGUAAA